Molecule: messenger RNA, 1806 nt
Organism: Bombina bombina (fire-bellied toad)
Lineage: Eukaryota; Metazoa; Chordata; Amphibia; Anura; Bombinatoridae
Product: ras-related GTP-binding protein A
Exons: 9
Coding region: 241-1182 (313 amino acids)
Biological process (GO): cellular response to amino acid stimulus; cellular response to starvation; positive regulation of TOR signaling
Cellular component (GO): Gtr1-Gtr2 GTPase complex; lysosome; nucleus
Molecular function (GO): GTPase activity; GTP binding
Source: RefSeq, a predicted model, not a curated record
CCAGAGGCGUUGCUCCCUGCUGGCAAAUCUUCUGGUUAGCUGAACUACAAUCCCCAUCAGGCAGCACAAAUUUGGAAGGUAUUUUGCAUGGGUCCUUUAUUCACUCAUGUGACUGAGCAACUGAAGAGGAAGAUAGAGUACGAUAUUCCUGAGAAGAGCACGGAUCUAGAGGGUUGUUAUGUAUGUAGGGGUUAGCUGACCUUCUUCUAUUUAAUCUCUCCAGAAUUGUGUGUCUGUGUAAUGCCCAGCGCAGCCAUGAAGAAAAAGGUGCUGCUGAUGGGAAAGAGUGGGUCUGGAAAGACCAGCAUGAGAUCCAUCAUCUUUGCAAACUAUAUUGCCCGGGACACACGACGACUUGGGGCAACAAUUGAUGUUGAGCACUCUCAUGUAAGAUUCUUAGGGAACCUGGUUUUGAAUUUGUGGGACUGUGGUGGGCAGGAUACAUUCAUGGAAAACUAUUUCACAAGCCAGCGUGAUAACAUCUUCCGCAAUGUAGAAGUCCUAAUAUAUGUAUUUGACGUGGAGAGUAGGGAAUUGGAAAAGGAUAUGCACUACUAUCAAUCCUGUCUUGAAGCCAUUCUUCAGAACUCUCCCGAUGCCAAGGUCUUCUGUCUGGUGCACAAGAUGGAUCUUGUGCAGGAGGAUCAGAGGGACCUGAUUUUUAAGGAGCGUGAGGAAGAUUUAAGGCGCCUGUCUCGGCCUUUAGACUGUUCUUGUUUUAGGACAUCCAUUUGGGACGAAACAUUAUACAAGGCCUGGUCCAGUAUUGUCUAUCAACUCAUCCCAAACGUACAGCAGCUGGAAUCAAAUCUACGUAACUUUGCCCAGAUUAUUGAAGCUGAUGAAGUGCUGUUGUUUGAGAGGGCAACUUUUUUGGUCAUCUCCCACUAUCAGUGCAGAGAACAGAGGGACAUUCACAGGUUUGAGAAGAUAAGCAACAUUAUCAAACAGUUUAAACUGAGUUGCAGUAAGUUGGCUGCCUCCUUUCAGAGUAUGGAAGUCCGCAAUUCCAACUUUGCUGCCUUUAUAGAUAUCUUCACUUCAAACACCUAUGUGAUGGUUGUUAUGUCAGACCCCUCAAUACCCUCUGCUGCUACCCUCAUCAAUAUUCGCAAUGCCAGAAAGCACUUUGAGAAGUUAGAACGCGUGGAUGGCCCCAAACACAGCUUGUUAAUGCGCUGAACCUUAAACCUAGUGCUGAAGCUGGAACUGUCUUUAUCACUAAUCCCCCCCUCAGUAUUUUCUGAAGAUUAUCAGUGCGCUCAUUUUAUUGCAUGAGGGUUUUCUCCCCUGAACGAAUUUAUUUUGUGUUUUGAAGACUUGACAUGAUUCUGUUCAAAAUUUAUGGAACCUUCACCCAGAUUUUGACCUUUUAAGUUGCUGAGGACUUACAAUGAUGGACUUGUUUGUCUCAAUUUCUUGAAUCCUCUCUCAUAUACAUACUCUAAUUUAAGCUUCUUUCAUUUACCACUUACCAGCUUCUAUGUGUGUUUCUAACUCUUGCUUGACUUCAGAGUAUCCCUCUUUGAAUUCUCUGCUUAGAACAAUCCACUGGAGCUUUCAUCUGAGAACUAUAUAGAAAAUUUCACAUACUGUCUCUAAAGCCCAGCUCACUGAUUAGUUUUAUUACCCUAUCUUUUGGAUUUUCUCUCACCAUGUGGAUGAUGGACAGUUAUUUUGUCUUUUAAGGUGAACAGACUCUUGAGCAAGCCGCUUGCUCAGAGGAUGAGGAAAUAUAUUCAAAUGCCACAAAUUCAGUAUAUUUUUUGUUCUUGGAAAUAAAAACAAAAUAUUUAUCCUUUAGAA